AUGCAAGAGAAAUAUUUUGGGCAACAUGCUAAAGCAAAUCAGAAAGUGGUUCAGAGGAAUUCGGAAUCCUCAAAACAGCAUGUUCCAACCAAUCAGGUAAAUAAAGGGAAGAGUAUUUGGAAGCAGCUAAAUGGAGGAGAAAAGUCCAUUAAUUCGGGGAUUCUAGAGGAGGAUCAUAUGGCAAAUACUGAG
This is a messenger RNA of Ilex paraguariensis (yerba mate), 192 nucleotides long. The record is from the annotation of a GenBank genome assembly. NCBI's taxonomy places the organism in Eukaryota, Viridiplantae, Streptophyta, Magnoliopsida, Aquifoliales, Aquifoliaceae.